Triplophysa dalaica is the source of this 2690-nucleotide messenger RNA. It is a transcript of the gene ftcd, whose product is annotated as formimidoyltransferase cyclodeaminase. The transcript is spliced from 14 exons. Gene Ontology annotation, molecular function: folic acid binding; transferase activity. The record is from RefSeq and is a predicted model, not a curated record. The coding region runs from base 80 to 1702 and encodes 540 amino acids. Lineage: Eukaryota; Metazoa; Chordata; Actinopteri; Cypriniformes; Nemacheilidae.
UUUAAAGUAUCCUGUUUGGAGGAACGCAUAGUCAGUCUACACAAGUGUGUUUGAGCAAAAUCUGUGGUCUGUUACUGCCAUGGCUAAACUGGUGGAGUGUGUCCCCAAUUUCUCUGAGGGGCGUAACAAGGAGGUAAUUGAUGCCAUAGCUGAUGCCAUCUCUGGCACAGAGGGGUGUAGCCUGUUGGAUGUUGAUCCCGGGUCUUCCACCAACAGGACGGUCUACACAUUUGUGGGCUCACCUGAGGCAGUUAUCGAGGGUGCACUGAAUGCUGCCCGGGUUGCCUUUAAACUCAUAGACAUGAGCAAACACUCAGGUGAGCACCCUCGAAUGGGUGCCAUGGAUGUGUGUCCUUUCAUACCGGUGCAAAACGUUACCAUGAAGGAGUGUGUUGAGUGUGCAAAUGCAUUUGGACAGAGGUUGUCGGACAUGCUGAAUGUGCCAGUCUAUCUCUAUGGAGAAGCGGCUAGAAAAGAAAGCAGAAGGUCUCUUCCAUCUAUCCGUAAAGGGGAGUAUGAAGCUUUACCAGAUAAGCUAAAAAAGAGCGAAUGGGCCCCCGACCAUGGCCACGCAACCUUUGUCCCCUCAUGGGGGGCAACGGUAACCGGUGCCCGAAAGUUUCUCAUCGCCUAUAAUGUGAACUUGUUGAGCACAAAGGAGCAGGCACACAGAAUCGCGCUGGAUAUAAGAGAACAGGGACGUGGAAAAGAUCAACCCGGGCUUCUGAAAAUGGUUCAGGGUAUGGGAUGGUAUCUGGAGGAAUCUGACCUGGCUCAGGUGUCCACCAACAUCCUGGACUUCGAGCUGACGCCCGUGCACACUGUGUAUGAAGAAAUCUGUAGAGACGCCAAAUAUCUGCAUCUGCCAGUGGUCGGCUCACAGAUUGUGGGUCUGAUCCCACUGAAGGCAAUGUUGGACUGUGCCGACUUCUACAUAAAACACGAAGAGCUCUUCGUAGUGGAAGAGGAGCAUAAAAUCCGUCUGGUUAUCAGCAAACUAGGCCUAGACUCGUUGGGUCCAUUCCUUCCAAAAGAAAGAAUUAUAGAGUAUAUGGUUCAGGCCAACCAGGGCGGCAGGCAGCUGGCGUCUUUAUCCCUACGGAAAUUCGUCCACAGCGUUGGGGCAAGAACAGCGGCACCCGGUGGAGGAUCCGUCUCUGCUGCGAUCGCAGCCAUGGGUGCAGCACUGGGCUGCAUGGUCGGUCAGAUGACGUACGGAAAGAGGCAGUUUGAUUCUCUGGAUGCGGAAAUGAGGAGACUGAUCCCUCCUUUCCAUGAAGCCAUGAACGACUUGUUGCUCAAAGUGGAUGCUGACUCCAGUGCUUUUAAUACCUACAUGACUGCCCUGAAAUUGCCCAAAGGCACAGCAGAUGAGAUUAAAAGGCGAGAGCAGGCAAUGCAGGAGGGUUUGAAGCAGGCGGUGAGCGUGCCACUCUCUCUGGCCGAGAAAAUUAACACGCUGUGGUCCUCGCUCAAAGAAAUGGCGAAGUAUGGAAAUGUGGCCUGCAAAUCAGACAUUCAGGUCGCUGUAAAAGCUUUGGAAACUGCAGUGUUUGGAGCGUACUACAACGUCAUCAUCAAUCUUAAAGACAUAACCGAUACUACAUUCAGAGCUGCUACUGAAGCGAGAGUGUCUGAGCUGUUUAAGGAAGCCAGAGAAAGUGCCAACGCAGUGCUUGAGAUGGCAGACCACAGGAAAUGACAUUUAGAUUGAACUGUGGUUCUGUAAAUCUGUUUUCGCUAAAAUAGUCCAUCAACAUUCUCUAGAACGUUAAGAAAUCUUAAGAAAGGUCAAACAAAAAACAAUGUCAGAAUGUUUGUGAUUUUUACGCUGGUUAAGUUUUCUUCUUGCGAUUUAAUUCGAUUUCUAUUAAACAAACUUUUACUCAAUAUAACAAGAGAUGUUUUACAUGUUCUAAAAUGUUUGCGUCUGCAAUGGAGCAUGUUUAAACUGGGUAUAAAUUAAAAGAAAGUUUAUAUAACUUUCAGACCUACCCAACAUUUAAACUCAAAGGUUGGGAUGUUGUAGUAUCGCACUGGUCGGGAAUCAGACAGAACAGACAGAGCGAUGUUUCAAAAGCGCAGCAAUGUUUACAUUUUGGUAAAAACCAACCUAUGAACUCUGAGUGUUUCACAUAUAUUUGUGUUAAAUAGUUCCAGUUUAUAGUCCACCAGCAGGAGGCGCUGUAACAGCCUGGCCCACCAAAGCCCACCCUUAGUAUCUCACCCAGGUCAUCUGUUGUUAUUUAUGCAUCUGUAAAAGAUGCACUGCUGAGAAAGAGAGAUAGAGAAACCAAAAGACAUCUGUCUUCGCUGAACAGCUGUACUAAUAAUGGCCUCAGUCAUUAUUCCAGAGCACGUACCAGAAUGCACGAACAUCCCCAUAUUAGGUUUACUAGACUAAUACAUAUUGUGAAUACAAUUGAACCCGUAUUACAAUAUUCUAAUUUGAAUCUUGAACGGUAAAUUUGAACCCAAGAAUAGUGAUGACCAUAUCUUCGCUUUCCUUCCAAAACAUCAGAUGUCCAAAUUUACAAAACAGUGUACAUUUUAAAUGAUUAAACGCUGUCUUGUCAAGGUUGAAAAAACUGUUUUUUGUUGGUUAGACAUUUGCAAAACCCAGUGACAAACAUAAAGGAUGACUAAUAGUGAUGAUUACGGCAAAAAAUUAAAAUCACAAAAUAUGGAGA